This is a messenger RNA of Phyllopteryx taeniolatus (common seadragon), 5772 nucleotides long. Its product is annotated as receptor-type tyrosine-protein phosphatase N2-like. The transcript is spliced from 23 exons. Gene Ontology annotation, cellular component: secretory granule. Gene Ontology annotation, biological process: protein dephosphorylation. Lineage: Eukaryota; Metazoa; Chordata; Actinopteri; Syngnathiformes; Syngnathidae. The record is from RefSeq and is a predicted model, not a curated record. Gene Ontology annotation, molecular function: protein tyrosine phosphatase activity. Bases 231 to 3191 code for a protein of 986 amino acids.
ACAACUACGCGUUUGCUGGGAGCGUCAAACGGCAGCAGCAGCAUCAGGAGGAGGAAGAGGAGUAAACGCCCAACCUGCUCGCCUCCAUCCAUCUCCCUCUUCCUCCAUCCCCACCGACUCCUUUCCUAUUCCUCAGGCCGCACAGGUGCCGCCCUGAGCGGGCAAUAGGGCCGACCAGACUCUGUGGGGAAAGAUGGCCUUUUAACGUUCGGACUAAAAGCAGGAGAGACAUGCUGCCUUCCUCCUCCUCCUCCUCCCUUUACCUCUUCCUCCUCCUCCUCCUGCGGACCUCCUCCUCCCCCGCCUCGGCUGACAGGCGCUUCGGUUGUCUGUUCAAGCAAGAUCUUUGUACGCCAGUCGAGCUUUGCGUCAACGACGGGAUGUUUGGGAGGUGCCACUCCGUCCCGGUGAAUGAAGUUUACUCGUACGACGUCACCCUGCCUGUUGUACAACACUUUAGGCUCCUGCUGGACAAGAUGGCCGCUGCGGGUUUGACAUGGGAGGAUGACACCACCCAGCAUGUUUUGGCCAAAGGACUCUCCAAAGUCAUGAGGAUUCCUCACUGGCCGCCACUGAGCGCCUCCGCUGACAACACAGACAGCAGGCCUGCAGCCAAAGCAAUGGACCCGGUGGUCCAGGGGCUGAAGCCGGUGGAGGCAGAGCUUAGCAGGAACCUGCACACAUACCUCCAGCGUCUCGGACUCCUCCCGAAGGUGGGCAGCGCUGAAGGCUUGAGCAAGAGCAGUCUAGUCCAGUCAGACCUGUACAGCUCCAUGUCAGAUCCGACGAGUUCGAAGGCGUCUUCAUCCUUCAAAGUGAAACAGAACACAUCCGCGGAUAGGCUCCAAGUUCUCCUGAGUACCCUGAGGCAGCUUAUCUCCACGCAGCCCGACACCUUGGCCCGCCUCAGACCCGUCUACACCCACGGAACGGAAGCUUCUGCCCCCAAGAAUGUUAAAUCUAGACCCAAAACUCCAGGAGCAUCUGCCAAGGAGCCUCUCACAGUAGUGGAUGAGAAAUUCAUCCAGAACGUGUUAAAGAACAUCGGCAGGCAGCACCUGGACGUGGACAACCUGACGCCGCAUGACAUGGACCAGCUGUCCAACCUCAUUGUGGACGCCCUGCAAGUGGUGGACAAGGACCGGACCGCGGACCAGGAACGCAUCCGAUCCGGGCCGAGAGACUUGGGAGGUGAGCUGAGUGAUGGGAAGGAAGAAGAAAGGAAGGAGACUGCCAGAGAUGAGGAGAAGAUUACAGAGGACGCUCCAAUUUUGAUGACCUCUUCUGAUCCACCUCAAGAAGUCCAAUCGCUGACUAACGAUGACAAAGCGAAGGACAAGGUUGGUGGUGAAGACGUAUUCAGCAAACUUCUGGCCUACUUGGACCAAAGAGCCUCUUCCUCUUUGUCAUCCACGGCUUCUCCUCCUCCUCCUCGGCUUCGGAUGGGCCUUGAGAAUGUCCGCAGCCGCACCAGCGAGACAGGCGUGUUGGUGCAGAAGAAGGAUGCCACACAGUCGGUGGAGGAAAUGUCUGAGGUAGAGGGCUGGGUGAAGGAGGUUGCCCCACAACCGGGUGUGGUCAAAUACCAGGAAACGCGGCAGAAGAUGCCCGACGAACUCCAGCUGGAUGUCAAGGCUGGCGGGAAGGAGGCGGACAACGACUUCGGAUAUGUCAUCACAGACACAGACAGUCUACAAACAGACCAAGGUCUGCAUAUGAUGGAAAUCCUGGCUCGCAUGGCCAAAAUCCAAAUCACAGACUUCGCAGAGUUGUCGGUGGUGGGCCCGGCUGUGACGUUCAAAGUGAGCCCCAACCGGCAGAACGUCAACACGGCAGAUGUGGCCCGAGUGGCAGUGGCACAGAAAUCAUCGCUGGAGAAGGAAGCCAAGCUCAGCAUCCUGGAGGCGGGAGUUGCAGACGGCAGCGAGAUCUCGGCGAUCCCGGGCAAGUAUAGCCAGGCUGAGUCCACCAAGUUCCUGGCCCUGACGGUGGCAUCCAUCUUAUGCAUUGUGGGAGUGCUGCUGGCGUCCAGCGUGGUGUAUUGCCUGCGACACCGGUCGCACCACAAACUCAAGGAGAAACUCACCAACCUAGGAGCGGACGCUGGCCAAGAUGCCACCGCCACAUACCAGGAGCUGUGCCGUCAGCGCAUGGCUGUCAAGCCUCCAGCAGAGCGUCCGGAGCCGACCUCGUCCAGGAUCAACAGCGUGUCUUCACAGUUCAGCGACGGCGGUGGCGGCGCUUCGGCCGUCAGCCCGUCGGCCCGAAGCAGCCUCUCGUCCUGGAGCGAGGAGCCCGCUCAGCCCAACAUGGACAUCUCCACCGGGCACAUGAUCCUGUCAUACAUGGAGGACCACCUGAAGAACAAGAACCGCCUGGACAAGGAGUGGGAGGCGCUGUGUGCCUACCAGGCCGAGCCCAACGCCUGCAUGGCAGGUCUGAAGGACGGAAACGCCAAGAAGAAUCGAUCGCUCGCCGUGGUGGCCUACGAUCAUUCCCGCAUCACCUUGCGACUGGAGAACAGUCAAGGCAACUCGGACUACAUCAACGCCAGCCCCAUUAUGGAUCAUGACCCACGGAACCCAGCCUACAUCGCCACGCAAGGCCCGCUGCCGUCCACCGUGGCUGACUUCUGGCAGAUGGUUUGGGAAAACGGCUGCGUGGUGAUCGCCAUGCUUACACCGUUGGUGGAGAGCGGUGUGAAACAGUGCUACCACUACUGGCCUGACGAAGGCUCCAAUCUCUAUCACAUCUACGAGGUCAACUUGGUGUCCGAGCACAUCUGGUGCGAUGACUUCUUGGUGCGUAGCUUCUACUUAAAGAACAUGCAGACCAAUGAGACACGGACCGUCACGCAGUUCCACUUCCUGACUUGGCUCAACCAGAACGUCCCCGAGACCAGUCGCACCCUCCUGGACUUCCGCAGGAAAGUGAACAAGUGUUACCGCGGGCGCUCCUGUCCAAUCAUCGUGCACUGCAGCGACGGCGCUGGCCGAAGCGGGACGUACAUCCUUAUCGACAUGGUCCUCAACAAGAUGACGAAAGGUGCCAAGGAGAUCGAUAUUGCGGCCACUCUGGAGCACCUGCGAGACCAAAGGCCUGGGAUGGUCCAGACCAAGGAUCAGUUUGCGUUUGCGUUGACGACGGUGGCUGAAGAAGUGAACGCCAUCCUCAAAGCUCUUCCUCAGUAGGAAGGACCGACCACAAGAGCGACUAAGCAUCUUCCUGCUCGUGCUGGUUAUCUCCGCUCGUUUGUCCUCUUGACGUCCAUCCUUCCUCCUCUUCUUUCUCGUCUUCUUCUCUACUUUGUCGCCUGGAUUUGCUUGUCAUCAUGUAAAUCCUCGGUCUUCUCUUUCCAAUCUCUAUUUGGCCUUGUAUUGAAAUGAAUUUUAAUGAAAAAUGCUCGCUUUUCUUUCAGAAUAACUUUUAAAUACUCACAAACACUUAAAAGGCUCAUUCACUUGAUUGACUACACUCGAAUGCAUCAAUGGCAAAUAUUCUGUUUAUGUAGCUUUAAGGUUUCUAGCCAAGGUUAUCAUCCUAUCAUCCUUGACGUCAUUAUUGUCGCGAUGUUAAUUUUGAUCUGUAGUCUCUUGAGAACUUAUAACUCAUCAGUCCACGGAAUGACGUUCCCCAGGGCACAGUUCGAAAGCUUAGGCUUUUUACACUGGUGCCUUGACUUACAAGUUUUUCCACUUACGAGCCGUGGCGUUGGCAUCUAUUGCCCUGUUAUGUGGGCAAGGAGAGCCACAGUCGCCGUUUGUUGAACGGGACAGUCAAAUACAAAAUGAGAACACUCGCAAGGCGCUACAGUAGGCCACAACUCGCAACCAGACUCUCACACGCAGACGAGCCGACUCCAGAUCGUGACAUCACUCAGUAGGCCACACCCCUUAAAAGGGCACAUCCAACACACCAGGACAGUAAUUUCACUUCAGUUAAUUUCUUUACAUUGUCUUUUAUUAUGUUCUUAUACAACACAGGGCUAUUUGUUUUAAAUGAAACAAAAUAAUAUACAGUGAACCCUCACAUAUUCACAUUUAUAUUUACAACUCUUGCUAUUCUCAUUUUUUGUUGUAAAUUUUGUUUAAGGUUUUUUGUGCGAAUGAUUUUUUCCAUGAAAUUUUUAAUACUCGGUUUUUGUCCGUUUUUUUUAAACAAUUUUUGUAGAAUUACAACUUUUUUCCUGGUCAGGCAGGGCGUGGCUUAGAGGGUCGUUGGUUCAUAUCCCCGCCUGAGCACGUCGUCGUUGUGUUCCUGUGUUCAUUCAUCGCGGGGGUUACGUUCCAGAAUAAGUAGCAGUGACCAUGUAUUUUAUUUAUAUAAAUCUUUAUGCAUAAUACCAAUCAAAAAUACAGUACAUGCAUGUGAGGUGCAGGUAUAAUCUUUUUCCACUUGGGGUUGCCAUCCUCACAUUCCACACAUCAAUAUCUGCAACUUUGAGGGUUUGUGGCUUUAAAAGGCGGGGUCUGGCCUGGUGAGUGACAUGGCAGUCAGCGAAUGAGAGAGUAGUUGGCUCAAGAUAGCGGCUAGCUGUUAACUGGCUAACUGCUAGUCAGUCUGCGUGUUGAGUGCACAGGCGGCUGAGUAUCCUUGACAACCUGUAGAGGGAUUACAAUUGGUUCUAACUAAUUGUGGUCGGCUAUAUUAAGUUAGCUAACAAUGUUUACCAUAAACGUACAGUUCUCUAAGUCAGUUUUGCUGUGCAGUCAACACAUUACACUUUAUUUUCUUUUUUUUUAAGUGUGAAAUGAUCCCAAACUUUGGACAUUGUGUUUUACGCACUCUUUCCUCCCGGCGCUUACAAUUAACAUUAACGUUCGUCCGUUUGGAAAAAUGAUCACUGCAAAAUUCCACGGUGUAGCGAAAAAUGUCAUAUAAAAGAAGAUAGAGUAUGUAUGAUUUAAAAAUCAGCGAUACAGUGGGAAUGUGAGAAGUGAACCGUGAUGUGGCGAGGGACGACUAUGUUGAACUGAGUUGAGGAGCUUCAUUUGGACAAAAGUAGUGCUUUCCCGUUAACUUGUGGCAUCUAUAGGCAAUUAUAAGCAGUUUGAUUGCGCAUGGAUUUUCACUAUUGGUGGCAGGGCUCUGUCCCUAAACACUGUAUGAGCAAAUUAAACUGUUAAGUUGAGGUACCACUGUAUUAUGUGCUAUUAUGCAUAAUAGCAGUAAAUUGGAGGUUGUGAGUUUCGUAAAAUGAAGACAAAUGGAGACGUUUUUGUCUGUCGCAUUUAUGGUUAUUCAUUCCUUUAUUCAAAUUCCUGGACUCGUUAUGGUCUCGAUGGGGCCGUCUUCACUUCUAGUUGUACAAAAAUCAGAGUGGUAGCUGUACGAACUGUCAGCAUGAGACAUUUUUGUGCGUAAAGUCAAGAUAAAAAUGCUCUUCUAGGCUUGAGUCAUUUUUGGCAUCAUAACGGUUGAUUUUAGAUGUGAUAAUCCGAUUUUUUGUUUGUUUGUGAUAUUACUUAAAUUUUUUUGUUGUAUUACCCAUGUGAUUCCCAUGGCCCAAUUUAUUUCAGUGGCUACUCGUGCAUGGCUUUAACUCAGCAAACAGUCAAACUAUAUAUUAUAUAGACGUAUAUUGUAUAGUCUAUGACCAGGAUUAAAGGAAGCAUUCAACUAUUCUUUCAUGGUUAUUUGAUUGAUUUGAUGUCCGUGUGCAAGUACAACUCCAAAUACGCGCGCGCGCACACACACAGGAUGCAUCAGCACAGAAAAGCAACUAAAGCUAUUUUGUUCUAUUGGUGUCAAUAAAGUCGUAUUGUCAGUGUC